AUGGUGCGCGGACGUGGCGACGCUUUAGCUGGACAGCGCGCGUUGUGUCCCUGGAUGGCAUACGAUUCGGACGGGAUGAGUAUGGCGAGCGCGCGGCAGUCGUGGGAAGCAAAGGAACAGCGGGAAGCGCAGGAGAUUGCCGAGUUUGAGGCCAUUGAGCGCCAUCUCGUCGAGGAAACAGCCGCGUCUCAGCGCGAAUAA
Molecule: messenger RNA, 201 nt
Organism: Hyaloperonospora brassicae
Lineage: Eukaryota; Oomycota; Peronosporomycetes; Peronosporales; Peronosporaceae
Source: the annotation of a GenBank genome assembly